AUGUGGGGUCCUCUGUGGCUUCUCUGCACAUUGGCUCUGUUUGGGUCUUCAACUCAAGAUGUAACCAGCGAUGCCACUGCGUUCUUACAGGAAUUUCAGACUGUUGGAGAAAAGCUUUAUCAUCAAUAUGCGAUAGCACAAUGGGAAUACAACACUAACAUCACUAAUGAAAAUGCUCAAAAAAUGAGUGAAGAAGGAGCAAAGUGGUCUGCAUUUUACAAGAAUGCCAGUGACUUUUCCGAAAGAUACCCAAAAGACCAAAUCACAGACGAUAUGGUGAAAUUACAACUCAUCUAUCUUGGACAAAAGGGAGCGUCUGCUCUACCAGAGGAAAAUUACACUAGACUGAAUCAAAUCCUUAAUGAAAUGAGCACAAUCUACAGCACGGAAACUGUAUGCAGUCCAAAUGGAACGAUAUGCCUGCCUUUUGAACCAGGACUGGACAGUAUCAUGUUGAACAGCAUUGAUUACAAUGAGAGGCUCUGGGCUUGGGAAGGAUGGAGAGCAAAAGCUGGCAAGAAAAUGAGGAAACUCUAUGAGGAAUAUGUUGAUUUGGAAAAUGAAGCUGCUCGUAUCAAUGGAUAUCAGGAUUAUGGAGAUUACUGGAGGGGAAAUUAUGAAACCCUGGCCACAGACAAGUAUAAAUACAGCCGAGAUGAUCUGAUAGCAGAUGUGGAAGCAACAUUUGAAGAGAUCCUGCCACUGUACAAGGAGCUCCAUGCCUAUGUGAGAGGCAAUCUGCAAAAACAAUAUGGCACCAAGUACAUCAGUUCCACAGGAGGUCUACCAGCACAUUUACUAGGUGACAUGUGGGGUAGAUUUUGGACAAAUCUGUACCCUCUAACAGUCUCCUAUCCAAACAGGGAAAGCAUUGAUGUGACUCCUACAAUGACCUCCCAGGGAUGGACAGUGGAGAGAAUGUUUAAGGAGGCUGAGACUUUUUUCAAGUCUGUUAACCUCUUUGCCCUAAAUCCCAAUUUCUGGGAGAACUCUAUGCUGACGGAGCCUACUGAUGGAAGAAAAGCUGUUUGCCACCCCACAGCCUGGGAUCUGGGACUGAAUGAUUUUAGGAUAAAGAUGUGUACCAAGGUGAAUAUGGAAGACUUCCUUACUGUUCAUCACGAGCUUGGACAUAUCCAGUAUGACAUGGCCUAUCACAAACUUCCUAUGUUGGUGAGAGAUGGAGCCAAUGAAGGAUUUCAUGAAGCAGUGGGCGAGAUCAUGUCAUUAUCUGCGGCUACACCAAAACACUUGAAAUCACUUCAACUAUUGCCACCAUCGUUUGUGGAAGAUGAUAAAGAAACUGAAAUAAACUUCUUGCUUAGACAAGCUCUCACCAUUGUUGGCACAUUACCUUUCACAUACAUGCUGGAAAAGUGGAGAUGGAAAGUCUUCAGAGGAGAAAUCCCAAGGGACCAGUGGAUGAAGACUUGGUGGGAAAUGAAGCGAGAAAUUGUCGGUGUAGUGGAGCCAGUCGGUCAUGAUGAGACAUACUGUGAUCCUGCUGCUCUGUUCCACGUGGCUAAUGAUUAUUCAUUUAUCAGGUAUUAUACCAGAACCAUUUACCAGUUCCAGUUCCAGGAUGCUCUGUGUAAGGCUGCCAAUCACAAUGGUUCUCUUCAUUCUUGUGACAUAACAAACUCCACAGCAGCAGGGAAUAAAUUAAAGUCUAUGUUAGAACUUGGGAAUUCAAAGCCCUGGACCGAAGCCCUGGAGAGCAUAACAGGGGAGCUGAAGAUGAAUGCUGCACCUCUACUGAGUUACUUCCAACCUUUAUAUGAAUGGCUACAAAUCAAUAACACAGCUGAAGGGAGGACAACUGGGUGGAGUACAGAAUGGGACCCAUUUACAGCAGAUUCAUUCAAAGUGAGGAUUAGUCUGAAAGCUACACUAGGAGAAGAUGCGUAUACGUGGGACAACAGUGAAUUGAAUUUGUUCAAAUCUACAAUUGCAUAUGCCAUGUCUAAAUAUUUUGGGUCGGUGAAGAACCAAGAGAUUGUAUUUUCGUAA
Molecule: messenger RNA, 2010 nt
Organism: Staurois parvus
Lineage: Eukaryota; Metazoa; Chordata; Amphibia; Anura; Ranidae
Source: the annotation of a GenBank genome assembly